ACCGUUCCCGCGGUAGCAUUCGUUACAUAAUAUGCGGUAGGCGUGCAUGUCUCGCGGUAUUUCAUUGGUAAAAAGUGUGGUAUUUCGAGACGUGCCCGGUUUACGAGGCUCUGUACGUUCCAGGGAUUGCCUCAGCAGUUGGUUCGGUAAGAUGGCCAAAGAUGAUGUAAGCAAAAAACAAACCACCAAGAGAAAAUCAAAGGCUGAAUCAGACAGUGUGCCAGCUUCAAAAAGUAGUAAGAAAUCUGCUAGUGCAGUGGCUACCGUGCCAAGAAGAAAAGAUGGGACUCUUGAAUUCAGUGAUUACCCACGAUUCCGACCAAACCGAACUCCAAAAGAAGUACUCCAGGCUGGAAGUUUUGGUGGAACUUACUUCCGGCCAAUAAAAUCCAGCAUUACAGGCGAGUCAUACAAGGACGUGUGGAAGGAACUGCCAGAGGACUGGCUGGAGGGACUCAGUAUUAAGCGGCAGGUGGCGUCCAGCAUCUACGACGAGAAUGUUAACCGCUACGGCAAGAAGUGCGGCGGAAGCCUGGAGAUGUGGGAGGAGUCGGGCUGGAUCGUGGCCCAGGACCCGUAUGGCUGGUUCCAGUGGUACUGCAGAUUCUACCAGGGCCGGAGGACAGCUGAUGACGAGAGACAGAUCGGCAGGUGGGACCGCUGCACCGGCGAGAAAGGUCGCUGGAAAAACAACCUGAUCACCAAGGUGGUGCGCAGCGGCAGCAAGUUCGACAGCAGGGCCGUCUCGCCGGUGGUGCGGCAGACGCUGCUGCACUGGGGGUACGAGCUGACCGAGGAGGACUUCGCGCGGGGCGCCAAGCGGGUCAAGACGUGACCGCCCGAUGGCUGGGUCCAGUGACCAGCGGCUGCGCCUCCUGCGGCAGCGCUCGAGACGAGCCACACUCAAACGUCCUCAGGAUCAUCGUAGACAUCGCCGUCACAUCGCUGUCCUCUGAUGUAUUGGCACAGACGUGGAAUUGCGUCCAGUUCUGGGAGCUGUGUCUGCCAGUAUUAGACAGUGACGGCCGCCGCUGUCAGGAUCGAUGAAGAUCUGACACUCGUGGUAGCGCUGGUCCUCGCUUCAGGUGCACGCCGUUGUGUUCUCGGCACUGUUUGUGGGUGCCCAUGUCCCCGAUCAUUGUCAUUUGUGUCGGGUUCUCAGCGUGCCGACUGAUGCCCAUUCUUCGCCAGAGUGGUUUGCGAUCGCGUAAACCCUUGGUUACACGGGUCAUUGAUGGUGUUUUAUCAUUGAUGGAUGAUUGCCCAUGCAGCUUGUUGAAUUUCUAAUGCUGUUCAGAUAAUGAUGUGCUCAGCAUUUAGAGGGACCGUGGUGUGGCCGGCAAACUUCACUGAUAUCAGUUCCAUGAUAAUGCCACUUUUUCACCUCACAUUUUGGCAACCUGAUCCAUAGACAAGAAGAAGAACAAGAACUCGCUAGCUGAUGUGAGAACUUUUGUAAUAAAAGUGUACAACUGAG
Pollicipes pollicipes is the source of this 1477-nucleotide messenger RNA. RefSeq lists its product as uncharacterized. Bases 47 to 835 code for a protein of 262 amino acids. NCBI's taxonomy places the organism in Eukaryota, Metazoa, Arthropoda, Thecostraca, Pollicipedomorpha, Pollicipedidae. The record is from RefSeq and is a predicted model, not a curated record. The transcript is spliced from 5 exons.